AUGAGACUCCAUUCAAUUACAUCGGCUGCACUCUCCCUCGCGGGCCUGGCAUCCGCUGCUUUUAUGCGCGGGAAUGGCAUCAAGGUCGGUCCCAUCGACGAGACGGUCCAGCUCCGGAGCGUCUCCAGCACCAACCAGAGCACCACCGGCUGGGGCACGUUCGAGCAGCUUCUCGACCACAAUGACCCCAGCCAGGGCACGUUCAGCCAGCGAUUCUGGUACGGGAUCGAGCACUGGAAGGGCCCGGGGUCGCCCAUCUUCAUGGUCAACCCCGGAGAGCAGGCCGGCACAAACUUCAACAAGACUUACACCACCACUGCGCGGCUGCCCGGGCUCUUUGCCCAGGAGCUGGGCGGCGCCGUCGUCAUCCUCGAGCACCGAUACUGGGGCGAGUCUUCCCCCUUCGAGGAGCUCACCGUCGCCAAUCUCACUUGGUUGACCCUGGAGCAGAGCAUCAAGGACAAUAUCUACUUUGCCAAGAACUUCAACCCCCCCUUCGAUACCACAGGAGGGAGCAAGCCUGAUAAGGCCCCCUGGGUCUUCUCCGGUGGCUCCUACUCUGGUGCCCUGGCCGGCUGGCUUGCAGCUCUUGAGCCGGGCACUUUCUGGGCCUACCACGGGACCAGCGGUGUCGUCGAGAUCAUCUCGGAUUUCUGGCAGUACUUCACGCCUGUGCUCGAGGCGACGCCCAAGAACUGCAGCCGCGAUAUCAACGACGCCAUUGAGUACAUUGACCACGUUCUCCUGCAUGGAAAUGCUAAGCAGAAGCACGAGCUGAAGGACAAGUUUCUGCUUGCUGAUCUUGCUGAUGCCGAUUUCGCUUCCGCCCUUGAGUAUGGACCAUGGCAAUGGCAGUCGACCCAAUUCUAUUCCGAGAAGGUCAAUGGCUUCAAUUCCUAUUACCGAUUCUGCGACUACGUUGAGAAUGUCUGGCCCAACUCUACCAACAAGGUCCCAGGUGCUCACGGUGUGGGGAGAGCCAAGGCCAUCGAAGGCUACGCCAAAUGGUUCAAGGAGGAGCUCCUUCCAGGCAACUGCGAGGCCUCCGGAUAUGAUGAUUGGCAGGGAACGUACAACACGGGCUGCUUCGCUAAUCAAAACUCAUCCAACAUCAUAUUCAAGGAUCUCAGCGUUGGCAACUGGGGUAACCGACAGUGGAACUGGAUGCUGUGCAACGACCCGCUCAAGUACUGGCAGACCGGUGCACCAAAGGGCCAACCGACCCUCGUAUCCAGACUCGUCAACGUCGACUACUGGGAGUCGCAGUGCAAGUCCUGGUUCCCCGAGGGCGGCUACGGCAUCGAGAAGGGCAAGACCGAGGCGGACGUCAACCGCUACACCGGCGGCUGGUUCGCGAAGAACACCACGCGCCUCAUGGACACCAAUGGCCAGCGCGACCCCUGGCGCGACGUCACCGUGAGCUCCAUCUACCGCCCUGGCGGCCCGCUCGAGAGCACCCCCGAGCACCCGGUUCGCGUUGUCCCCGGUGGAGUUCACUGCCCCGACUACUACGGGCAGAACUGGGAGGCCAACGAGGAGGUGAAGAAGAUCGCCUACGAUGAGGUGGAAAAUAUGAGGGAGUGGGUGAACGAGUUCUACGAGCAAUAG
Molecule: messenger RNA, 1608 nt
Organism: Clonostachys rhizophaga
Lineage: Eukaryota; Fungi; Ascomycota; Sordariomycetes; Hypocreales; Bionectriaceae
Source: the annotation of a GenBank genome assembly